Molecule: messenger RNA, 1245 nt
Organism: Rotaria sp. Silwood1
Lineage: Eukaryota; Metazoa; Rotifera; Eurotatoria; Philodinida; Philodinidae
Source: the annotation of a GenBank genome assembly
AUGGGGCAGAAUGGAAGUUCAACAGAAAAAGAUAAAGUCAACAAUGAUUCUAAGCCUGUUGCUAAGACUAAUGAACACAAUAUUUUAAAUGUGUCAAAAGAAUAUUAUGAGCAUAAAUUAUUAAAACGAUGUGAACAUAUUCAUUUUGAUGUUGAAGCCUGGUAUAAUAUUUUGCAAUGUCAAACAUUUUAUACGGAAUUCGUUCCAAUUUCUCCAUCAAUUGCUCAAGCUUUUGUUAAUUAUUAUCAAACACGUUAUAAUUCGAAAAAACUAUUGAAUUCCAAUGAUCUGCAACUAAUUCUAUCAGUACAACAUCAAUUAAAUCAGCAAAUAUUCAAUUCAAAAACUAAUCAAUUUAAAAUUAAUGGUACUUUUAUUCGUUUAAGUUCACGAAGUCCGAAAGAUGGAAGUCCUUUAAAUUCACAAAAAUUAAUUCAAUUAUAUCAUCAAGAAUUAGAAAGGUUACAAGUGAAAUAUCCAAAUGAAUAUGAUUCCAUUGAGGGCAAAGCAAAUAUGCAAAUGAUUGCUUACUGUUAUGCUCAAUUUCAUUGUUUAAAAGUUACGAAUGAACUUGAGGCGUUAAAUCUCAUUUUAUCGAGUGAAAGAAUUUUUAUUGAUUUAUUAGAAGCCCUUGACUGUCAACAGGUGCUUGAUAAUCAUAUUACUAAUAUGAAUAAUAUCAAACUUCACGAUUGGAAUACAAAUAUAAUAAUUCGUGAGUGGAAUAAUUUCGUGGAUCCAUCUAUGGAAUUUCGUUGUUUUGUUUAUCAAUCGGAUUUAACUGCAAUAUCACAAUACAAUCAUUAUUGUAAAUUCUAUCAACUACAAAACAAUUUAACUAUACAACAAAUAAAAACUACAAUUAUUGAAUAUUGGCAACAAAAAAUCAAACCACUUCUAGAUCCAUUUAAAGAGAAAUAUUUCAGUUAUAUUAUUGAUAUAGGACUAAUUGAAAAUAAAUUAUCGAAUGAAUUAGAAUGUAUUGUUAUUGAAUUAAAUCCGUUUGCAUCAAGUACUGGUGCAAGUUUAUUCAAUUGGAAAACAGAUAUUAAUCAACUAACGGGACAACAAAAUGAUAUCGAGAUACGUGUUCGGUCAGAUUAUAUGACAAAUAUUGAUGAAUAUAUGAAAUUUAUUUUCCAAGAAAAUAAAUUAAAUACAGAAGAUAAUUUAUUAGCGGGCGAUAACGAUGAUGAACCCUAUUUUGAAUUUCUUAAUAAAAUACAAACACAACUUUCUUUAUAA